GUUCUGCAUUCUCAUCUUAGUUAACCUCAACCACAACUAAACUAACUUGUUCAAAACUAAAACUUCAUAUAAAUUAUAGAACAGUUCUGUUGUGUCGAACCAUAACAUUGCAGCAUUUAUUUACUUUAGAGAACUGUAAAACAAUUUGGUACCAUGAGUUCUAUUGGGACCGGGUAUGACUUAUCCGCCUCUCAAUUUUCACCUGAUGGAAGAGUAUUCCAGGUAGAAUACGCUCAAAAAGCUGUGGAAAACAGUGGCACUGUUAUUGGCUUGAGAGGCAAAGAUGGAGUUGUGUUUGCAGUAGAAAAAUUGAUAACAUCCAAACUCUACGAGCCCGGUCCAAAUAAAAUCUUCACAGUUGACAAACAUGUUGGCAUGGCAGUAGCUGGGCUGAUCUCAGAUGCCAGACAACUCGCAGUUGUCGCCAGAACCGAAUGUUCCAACUAUAGAUCGACGUACGGAGUCAACAUCCCACUCAGCUACCUCAAUGACCGAUUGUCCAUGUCCAUGCAUGUCUACACACUGUACUCGGCUGUACGGCCGUACGGAUGCAGUGUUAUCUUGGGGUCUUACGAUGAAGACGGACCCUCUAUGUACAUGAUUGACCCUUCAGGCGUCUCUUAUGGCUACUUUGGCUGUGCAAUUGGCAAGGCCAAACAAGCUGCCAAGACUGAAGUAGAAAAGUUAAAGCUGAAGGAUAUGACUUGCAAUGAACUGGUCAAAGAGGCAGCUAGGAUAAUUUACCUUGUUCACGACGAACUAAAGGACAAACAGUUUGAACUGGAGCUCUCGUGGGUGUGUAAGGAGACCAAGGGGCUACAUGAGCGAGUGCCGGCCGAACUACAGGCUGAGGCAGAGAAGGCAGCACGAGCUGCUAUGGAGGAAGACUCUGAUUCUGACACCGACGGAAUGUAACCAAUAAAAAUACUGUUGUCUUAAUUUAUGCUACUAAAUAAAUUUUCUUUUUAUAAGCAA
Macrosteles quadrilineatus (aster leafhopper) is the source of this 975-nucleotide messenger RNA. It is a transcript of the gene Prosalpha7, whose product is annotated as proteasome subunit alpha type-3. Gene Ontology annotation, cellular component: proteasome core complex, alpha-subunit complex; proteasome core complex; synapse. The record is from RefSeq and is a predicted model, not a curated record. The transcript is spliced from 7 exons. Lineage: Eukaryota; Metazoa; Arthropoda; Insecta; Hemiptera; Cicadellidae. Bases 154 to 915 code for a protein of 253 amino acids. Gene Ontology annotation, biological process: ubiquitin-dependent protein catabolic process.